Molecule: messenger RNA, 1701 nt
Organism: Frieseomelitta varia
Lineage: Eukaryota; Metazoa; Arthropoda; Insecta; Hymenoptera; Apidae
Product: probable cytochrome P450 6a13
Exons: 6
Coding region: 17-1615 (532 amino acids)
Molecular function (GO): monooxygenase activity; iron ion binding; heme binding
Source: RefSeq, a predicted model, not a curated record
UGAUAAAUCGUGAUAAAUGCUAAAUUGGCAUAAUUCCUAUAUUUUUGUGAAAGCAAAUGACGUAUUAACUAAUCAUAAUUACAGUUCCGAUAGUCAUAGUCUCCCCAAUUGCAACAUGGAUUACUACCAACUCCUGUUCGCCGUUGGUGCCAUUUUUCUCGCCCUCUAUUACUACUACACCUCGGUCUACAACUAUUGGAAAAACCGUGGUAUACCCGGGCCAAAACCAUCGAUGUUGACUGGAAACAUUAUGGGGCCCCUUACUCCGAAAACGUGCCUGGCCAUAGCUGUGAAAAAGUGGUACGACGAGUUCAAAAACGAGCCAUUCUUUGGAAUAUACGAAGGACAGACACCGGUGCUCGUGGUCAACGACCUUGAACUGGUCAGAGAUGUGUUCAUCAGGGACUUUUCCGUGUUCAUGGACCGAGGAACUAAAAUAUUCGACGAGAUAGAGCCGCUAACGCAACACCUUGCCUUCUUGGAGCCAAAGAGAUGGAAACCGUUGAGACCGAAACUGUCGCCGGUGUUCACGUCCGGCAAGAUGAAAGAGAUGUUUCCCCUAAUCGCGGAAUGCACGGGAAAUUUGGAGAAUCUUCUGGACAAAGUAGCGAACAGCGGGGAGCCAGUGGACUGUCGCGAUAUGACGGUGAAAUUCACGAUCGACGUGAUCGGUAGCUGCGCGUUUGGGAUCCACACGAAUGCACUGGCGGACGAGAACAGUGAAUUCCAUGCGAUGGGGACGAAAAUGUUCAAUCUGAGCUUGAAACAAAUAGUUCGCGAGUCUUGCAAGCAGUAUGCCCCGUCGUUGUUCAAAGUGAUCGGCAGUUACCUCCGAACGAAGGAAAUCGACGACUUUUUCAUCAAUCUGGUACGCAACACGAUGAACUAUAGAGAGGAGAACAACGUGUUUAGGCCAGACAUAAUUCACAUGCUCAUGGAACUGAAGAAACAUCCAGAGAAAAUAGAGAACAUUGAACUGACCGACUCACUGCUCACCGCGCAGGCGUUUGUGUUUUUCGUGGCUGGAUUCCACACCUCCUCGUUGACGAUGGGACACGCUCUGUACGAAUUGGCGCAGCACCAGGACAUACAGGACAAAGUACGACAAGAAAUUAGAAAUGUGCACAAGUCCGGUGGAACGUUGAAUUACGAAAGUGUAAAAGAAAUGAAAUAUCUGGAGAAGGUGUUCAAUGAAACGCUGAGAAAGUAUCCAAUAGUGCCAAGAUUAACGAGAGUAGCAAUGGAAGAUUAUACGUUUAAGGGUACAAAGCUUACUAUAUCAAAGGGAACAAAAGUACUGAUACCGGUAUAUGGAUUUCAUUACGACUCAAAUAUAUAUCCAGAUCCUGAGAAAUUCGAUCCAGAAAGAUUCAACGAGGAAGCUGUUGCUGCGAGACAUCCCAUGACUCAUCUACCUUUUGGCAGUGGGCCGAGAAACUGCAUCGGUGCCCGUUUCGCACGCUAUCAAAGUAAGGUUGGUCUCGCAACGAUUCUUCGCAAUCACAAAGUCGACGUUUGCGAGAAAACUAUGAUCCCUUACGAACUUGAUCCGCGAUCACCUAUUUUGAUACCGAAAAGAAGUAUACAUUUGAAAUUAAGCAAAGUGGCGAAUUGAUAUGAUCACUUUCACCUAAAAAAUCAUACCUAAUCACUAUCGAGAAGGCUGUAAUGUGCAAAAUAAAAUACUUUUAAUUUCAGUAA